AUGGGUAGCUUUUUUUAUGAUGAUGACUAUAAUGAUAUGUGUUAUACACAACAUUAUAAUGGUCGUCCACUAUCAGUGAUUUUAACAGAACCAUUCGAUCCAUUUGAACCUCAGCCAGCAUCGUUCUUUGAUGAUAUUCCUUGUAUAGAAAGUGAUUUUGCUUCACUUCAUCAUCAUCAUCGUCAUCACCAUCACCAUCAUCAUCAUCAACAACAACAAGAACAACAACAUCGUCAUCGAAGUCGUUCAUCAGGUCGAAGAUAUAAACGAGAGUAUUUUACUGUGCAUUAUCCCAAUGCUAAUUAUAACUCAUAUUGUUUUUCUCCACCACCGCCACCACCACCACCACGUCGACCCAUACAUCGUGUUGCUUCAAGAGAAGUUCUAAUUGAAAAAAUAGAAACUGUGACGAUAGAAGAACAACAACGUCGACCACCACCACCACCUUAUAUGGUUUCAUUUGUGCGCACACCAUCACCACCUAUUCGACAACUAAAAAUACGAAAUCGACCUUCAUCAUGUUUUGAUUUAUACAAAGAAUCAACAGAUACACGACAUCAACAAAAAGAAAAUCGAUGGUCAAAAUGUGUUGAUGAACGUCGUGAAGAACAUUUUCAAUAUAAUUAUAAUUAUAAUUAUCAUAAAACUCCUGAACGUAUUGUACCAAUUGAACGUGAGCCACCGCCGUCACCACCGCCUCCACCUCCACCACCAGCACCAGUACCAUUAAAAAUUAUUUUCCAUGAUGCUACAACAUCAACAGAAGAUCUUUAUAUUCCAACACCAAAACCAGUUCGUCCUGAAACAAAAGAUACUGGUACGACAACAGCCGGUUUACCAAAACGUCCUCUAUGUGUUACAGGUAAAGAAAACUCUUAUAUUUCAUUAAUUAAUCUUUCGCCCAUAGAAACUCAAAUAAUCGAACGAUUUGAAAAGACUGAAAAAGUCCGACGUGAUUCAACAUCAAGUACAGGUACGCUGUCAAAACCAUGCAAUGUAUUAAAUCUUACUGCAGCUGAUCGUAAACGUGAAAAAAGUCGUGUUAUUGUUCGACCAACAUCGAAACCGCGUGAAAUUCUUGUGGAUACAUCCGGAAUAUUUAGUUUUCCAGGUGAAUUUUCUGAACCAACAUCCCCGCAAAAUAUUGAAAAUGGUUCGACAAUAAAAUCUCGAUCACCUUUUCAACCGCCUGAUAUAAAAUAA
This is a messenger RNA of Adineta steineri, 1203 nucleotides long. NCBI's taxonomy places the organism in Eukaryota, Metazoa, Rotifera, Eurotatoria, Adinetida, Adinetidae. The record is from the annotation of a GenBank genome assembly.